Dryobates pubescens (Downy woodpecker) is the source of this 1491-nucleotide messenger RNA. RefSeq names its product ectonucleoside triphosphate diphosphohydrolase 2. Gene Ontology annotation, cellular component: plasma membrane. Gene Ontology annotation, molecular function: GDP phosphatase activity; UDP phosphatase activity. Gene Ontology annotation, biological process: nucleoside diphosphate catabolic process. The transcript is spliced from 9 exons. The record is from RefSeq and is a predicted model, not a curated record. NCBI's taxonomy places the organism in Eukaryota, Metazoa, Chordata, Aves, Piciformes, Picidae. The coding region runs from base 1 to 1491 and encodes 496 amino acids.
AUGUCUUGGCGCGAGCUCCUGCCCCCCUGGCUGGUGAUCGUGGCAGGCCUGACUGGCAUCGUGCUGCUUUGUGUCUCCACUAAAGAUGUGCCUCUCACCCCUCUUGGGACCAAGUAUGGCCUUGUUCUGGAUGCUGGUCCAUCCCACACCAUCCUCUUCAUCUACCAGUGGAGCACCACCAAGGCCAACAGGACUGGGGUGAUCAGGGAAUGCAGUUCCUGUGCUGUGCAAGGUCUAGGAGUCUCCAACUACUCAGAUUCUCCUCAGAAAGCAAGGAAGAGCUUGGAGCCAUGCUUGAAGUGGGCCCAGAAGGAGAUCCCAGCAGAGCAGCACAGCCAAACCCCCCUCUACCUGGGAGCAACCACCAGCAUCAGGCAGCUGAACCUCAGCCAUCCCAUCCUCUCUGACACUGCCCUUGCAGACCUGACUGUGGCCCUGAAGUCAUCCCCCUUUGACUUUCAGGGGGCACAAGUCCUGCCCAGUCCAAACAAGGAAGCAUUCAAUUGGGUUGCUGUUAACUAUGUCCUGCAGAACUUCUUCAAGUACGACUGGCGAGGACAGUUGGUCCCCUCUGGGAAGGGGAUGGCAGGAGUCCUGUCUGUGGGAGGAACCUCCACACAGCUCACUUACAAGGUGGAAGAAGAGAACCAGGCACCAAAAGAUGGAGUGAGGCUGCAGCUGUAUGGGCAGACACACAAGGUGUACACUCACCACUGCCCCUGCCACGGCACGGACCAGCUCCGCAGCAGGCUCCUCGCCACGCUCAUCCAGGAUCAGAGAAGUGCUCAGACCGUGUGGAACCCCUGCUGGCCCCUCGCCUACUCCCGGGAGGUGCAGUGGCAGUCCCUGCAGGCAGGGCCCUGUGCCACCAGGGGUGACACAAGGCACAGCCCUGGCCCUGAGGAGGUCUUCAACAUCAGCGGCUCCAGCAAUGCCACCGCCUGCAUGGGGCUAGUGCAAGGCCUGCUCAACUCUUCCUCCUCCUGCAGCUUCCUCAUGCAUUCCCUCAGCAAGCCCAGGACCAGGUUUCUAGUGAUUUCUGAGGCCAUGGACUUGGUGAGAGAAACUGGCCCUUCCCCUGACCUGGGACAGGCAGUCAACAGGCUUUGUGGGAUGUCCAUCAAAGAGCUGGCUAGGGAGUCCCAGAGAAGCCUGGAUUCACUUGCUGACUACUGCCUCACCUCUGCCUACAUCUUUCAACUCAGUACAAAGGGCUACACCUUGGACUUGGAUGGGUCUGUCUGGACUGCAUUCCAGAAGAUGGGUGACACAUCAUCUGGCUGGACACUUGGGUACCUGCUGAGUGUGAGCAGCACCACCCCUCAGGACAGCCCAAGCUUCCUCAAGGGGAUUGACUCAGGAGUGUGGUCUCUGCUCCUCAUCCUCUUUGUCGUGCUGCUCACUGGCUCCUUCAUGCGCAUCUCCUACCGAGUGAUGGUGAAGGAGAGCAGCUUCAGCAACAGGACCAGCAGUGUUUUUGCUGACCACUGA